Messenger RNA from Setaria italica (foxtail millet), 1242 nucleotides. RefSeq names its product zinc finger CCCH domain-containing protein 14. Lineage: Eukaryota; Viridiplantae; Streptophyta; Magnoliopsida; Poales; Poaceae. Gene Ontology annotation, molecular function: metal ion binding; mRNA binding. Bases 164 to 1048 code for a protein of 294 amino acids. The transcript is spliced from 3 exons. The record is from RefSeq and is a predicted model, not a curated record.
UGGCACUCGCUCACUCUCUUCCGCACGCCUCCCCGUCCCGUGGCCGUUGUUCAGACUUCAGAGGCCACUCCCCACGGGCUCCACGACCCCACGCGCUCCUCGCCGCGCCGCCGCGGCUUGCCAACCCUAACCGAACUCGCGGGACGCGAGAGCGGGAGCAUCCAUGGAAGACGUCCGCAAAAGGGGCACGGCCGACGGCGCCAACGGGGCCUCCGCCGGCGGGAAGCGCGCGCGAGAAUCGGAGUCAUUUCAAACUGGUGUAGGAAGCAAAACGAAGCCAUGCACCAAAUUUUUCAGUACCUCUGGUUGUCCCUUUGGCGAGGGCUGCCAUUUUCUCCAUUGCUUCCCUGGCGGCUACCAGGCAGUUUCAAAGAUAACCAACCUGGGUGGCCCAGCAGUUACACCUCCUGGAAGAAUGAUGAUGGACGGGCCACCUACACCCACCAUGAAGACUCGCUUGUGCAACAAGUACAAAACUGCAGAUGGAUGCAAAUGGGGGGACAAAUGCCACUUCGCACACGGUGAAAGGGAGCUUGGCAAGCCUAUGUUGAUGGACAGCUCUACGCACUUCCCCAUGGGACCAGGACCCACUGGUCACUUUGCACCUCCGCCUAUGGUCAACCCUGGCAUGGCCACUCCAGCAAGCUUUGGUGCUUCUGCCACAGCCAAGAUCAGUGUUGAUGCAUCCCUUGCUGGUCGCAUCAUUGGGAGGGGUGGAGUUAACACAAAGCAGAUAUCUCGAGUCACUGGGGCCAAGCUGGCCAUCCGGGACCAUGAAUCAGACACCAAGUUGAAAAACAUCGAGCUUGAGGGCACCUUUGAUCAGAUCAAGAAUGCUAGCGCUAUGGUCGGGGAGCUGAUUGUCAACAUCAGUGGCAGUGCCCCUCCACCAGCAAAGAACCCAGCUGGAGGACCUCACCGUGGAGGCUCAGGAAGCAACUUCAAGACCAAGAUGUGUGAGAACUUUGCAAAAGGGUCGUGCACUUUUGGUGACAGAUGCCACUUUGCCCAUGGUGAAAAUGAGCUGCGCAAGCCUGCUGCUGCUUGAGAUCCAUGUCUUUGUCAGUACUUUGUAGUGAUUAGUCAAUGUAACUCAAAACUUGAUCUUGGAUGAUGGAUUUGCUGACUUCUUUAGGCCUAUGCUACUGAAUCUGUUUUCUGUUUUUCUUCUUGAACGUUCUAUUGUGACCUGUUUUGGGAGCCUGGUGGUUCUUCUACCCAUCCCUUUCUUCUUGAAGGUUC